Molecule: messenger RNA, 3561 nt
Organism: Vanrija pseudolonga
Lineage: Eukaryota; Fungi; Basidiomycota; Tremellomycetes; Trichosporonales; Trichosporonaceae
Gene: VAC14
Product: Vacuole morphology and inheritance protein 14
Exons: 14
Coding region: 239-3085 (948 amino acids)
Biological process (GO): phosphatidylinositol biosynthetic process
Cellular component (GO): PAS complex; endosome membrane; fungal-type vacuole membrane
Source: RefSeq, a predicted model, not a curated record
CAUCACCACCACCCGCCCGCCGCUCAUCACCCUAUCCCCCCCUUCAUCACCAUCAGACAUCGUUUAUACCCCCUCCCCUCAAAGCACGACCUUAACUUCCCUUUUUUGCACUUCUAGAGACUCUUGGCUCGCCACACACUCCUCCCAACAUUGCAACAAACUCCCCUAAUCACAACAAAACACACACAGGACUUGUCGAGCACCAACCCCGCCAGUUGGGGGAUCAACAACAACAACAAUGGACCCGUCCAUUCUAAGAGGUCUCAAUGACAAGAUCUAUGAACGGCGAAAGGCAGCAGCCCUAGAGCUGGAGAAGCAGGUGCUAUCGUCCGAUGGCGCCCGCAUAGCCACCAUUGUCGACCAGCUGGUCGGCAUGUUCAGCUCGACCAACGCGAUGCACACGCGCAAUGGCGGCCUCAUCGGUCUGGCCGCCACCGCCAUCGCACUGGGCCAGGACGUGGCGCCGUACCUCCCCACCAUCAUACCUCCUGUGCUGGCGUGCUUCCAGGACAGCGAGAGCCGAGUGCGGUACCAUGCCUGCGAGAGCUUGUACAAUAUUGCCAAAGUUAGCAAGGGCGAGAUCCUCGUCUACUUCAACGAGGUCUUUGAUGCACUCAGCAAGCUGUCAUCCGAUUCUGAGAUGUCGGUCAAGAAUGGCGCCGAGCUGCUGGACCGCUUGAUGAAGGACAUUGUGGCCGACGCUGCGUCGAACUACGUCUCCAUCUAUUAUGAGGACGAUCCCAACCGAACGCCUCGUGACAAGGCCCUGGGCGAGUCUCAUGACGGAAGUGGCGAGCCGCCAAGUUACUCGUUGACGUCUGGCGGCAAGGACACUGACGGGCAAUCCAACACGAGCCCGACGAGGAAUGGAGACUUUGAUCGGUCCAACGUCCAGUCGCCCGAACGCAUGGGACCUGACAGACGAGCGUUCUCCCUGGAGCGGUUCAUCCCACUCCUGAAUGAGCGUGUGUACGCCAUCUCGCCCUACACCAGGAUGCACCUGGUGUCGUGGCUGAUGGUGCUCAACACGGUCCCAGAUCUUGAGCUCGUGACGUACUUACCCGACUUUCUCGAUGGCCUUCUGAAGUUUCUAGCGGACAGCAAUCUCGACGUCCGCGUUGCCACCGAGAACCUGCUCGCAGAGUUCUUACGCGAGAUCAAGCUUAUCGCGCAACAGCAGGACAAGCACGCGGAUAGUCAUCCCGCGCGCCGCGACAAGAACCAGAGCCACCAGGCCACGAUCGACUCGGCCUCGGCUUCGAUUCCCCUGCACCCCGAGGACAACGAGUCUGCCAUCGAGUCCGAUGAUGACGAUAGCUCCGACUUGGAACGAGACGAGACGGGCACGAUGGACACUCGCGCCGAGAACGAAUGGGAGGGCGACGGGUCCGGUGCUUGGGAGCCGGGACAGAAUGCCUUUGUCGACUACUCGUCGAUCAUGGACAUUAUCGUGGACCACUUAUCAUAUCCCGACAACAUGGUUCAGACGACGGCAAUGGACUGGAUCCUCACCUUCUUGGAGUUUGCUCAGAACACCGUCAUCUUCUACACCCCGCGCAUCGUCUCUGCCGUUCUUCCCAACCUGGCUUCUCCAAACCGUCAUAUCAAGGCUGCGGCCAGCGAGACGAACCGCCGGCUCACUGCCGUGAUUCAGGCUCUCCCCCCUCUGCAAGUGACGCCGGCGCCACCCGCGGCGGCCCCUCCAGCCGCUGGCAACAGCAUUGGCCAAGGCAGCUCUACUCUGAUCUCGACCGCUGGUUCCUCGCCCCAGGCUGGACCAAAGAAGGACGUUCUGGCAGAGUCGCCUGACCGUCUUUCCGCGUUGACCGCGGCGGAUCCUUUGGACAGCGGUGGCGUCCCUGGAGCGACGUUGAAGAUUAAGGCGCCGCCACCCGUCCCCGUGUCUGAACCAGUGACACCUGCAACUGGCGAGUUCCCUGCAGGUACUAAGACGGUCCGGACACGCCCGCAAUCUCCAGUCGGACAAGCGCAGGCUCCCCAGUUAAUCUCCAUGCAGCUGCAGCAGGCGCCCCCGGCCGCUCUGCUUUCGCCGGGACAGGAGACUUUCCUCGAGGAUGACCCAUUCGACGUUCACGAGACGGUCAACAUGCUCACGCUGCAAUUCUUGAGUGACCACCCAGAGACUCGUAUCGCGGCGUUGGAGUGGCUCCUUAUGCUUCAUCUCAAGGCGCCGACCAAGAUCCUGUCACGAGACAGUGGAACGUUCCCAGCACUGCUCAAGACGCUGUCCGAUCCCUCCGAGGACGUCGUCAAGCACGACCUCCAGCUGCUCGCUCAGAUCUCCUCGUCCUCUGAAGACUCGUACUUCCGCAGCUUCAUGGUCAAUGUGCUUGAGCUGUUUAGCACCGACCGCCGCCUCCUGGAGAACCGAGGAAGCCUCAUCAUCCGCCAGUUAUGUAUCCACCUCAACGCCGAGAAGAUCUUCAGAACACUGGCCGAGAUCCUGGAGAAGGAUGAUGAUCUCGAGUUCGCCGGCAUGAUGGUCGUCAAGCUGAACAUGAUCUUGAUCACGUCGCCCGAGUUGGCCGACUUCCGCCGCCGCUUGAAGAACCUCGACUCGAAGGACGGAUCGAUGUUGUUCACUUCGCUUUACCGCUCGUGGUGCCACAAUGCCGUUGCCGCGUUUGCCCUGUGCUUGCUCGCCCAGGCUUACGAGCACGCGUCAAAUGUGCUCCAGAUCUUCGCCGAGUUGGAACUCACCGUCCCGCUUCUUGUUCAGAUCGACAAGCUGGUCAUGCUCAUCGAGAGCCCUGUCUUCACAAACCUCCGCCUCCAGCUCCUCGAGCCCGAAAAGUACCCGUACUUGUCCAAGUGCUUGUACGGCCUCCUCAUGAUCCUGCCGCAGAGCAGUGCCUUUGUGUCGCUGCGCGCGCGCCUGUCGGUCGUCAACUCGUCGGGCUAUGUUCCGCCUCCGAACAAGCCUAACUACUCGGCCAACGUCGGUAGCGGGAGGACAAAAGUUGGAGAGAUCAAGUGGCAGGAACUUCUUGCUCGUGAGUGGAGGGAUGUGGAGGUUGUGGAGAUUGUGGAUCUGCGACUUCCGGGCCGUCCAAGCCCGGCAUGAGCGGGCCAGGCGGCAACUUCAGGUUGUCGAAGGAGUUUCCAGCAUCCACUUCUCGUCCCCGUCACAGACGUCGGGCUCGGCAGGCAACACCAAACCUGGUGUCACGGGUCUGCCGCGACGAAAGCCGGGUUCGAGCGACAAGCGCGCAGACCCUGGGCUUGGUUCAGGCGGCGCUCGAGUCGCGAGCGGUUUGUCGCCUCUCAAUCCGAAACGCCUGGGAUCCGGGCACGCGGCAGCUCCAGCACUGGUGGGUGCUGGCGGUGCCGUGGCUAGCCUCCAUCAACAGGGUCUCAUGCGAGCAAUGAGUCCCCCGCCGGUUCCAGCGGGCCGCAGCAAGCGGCUGCCUGCUCCUGGAGCCACGCGCCGAUCGUAGAUAUUGAGCUUUCAUUGUUAAUAGCGCGUGCGGGGGGCCAGUUUACGCUGUAGAGAGAGCAAGUGUGCGGAUGUACCCCAAGCAUGGGCCUUUGACUGCGGCG